CAGAUCAUUUUAGACGACUUCCGCAUUAUCAGAUAUAUAUGAACCGUCGCUUGUCUAAAACUUAGGCUGUUAACGCUGGCAAACUGCUUUGUCUUGUUGCUUUGUUAAGUGGGGUUAUUGACAUAAUUUCGGAUAUACCCCAUGUCUGGAUAAAGUUUCAGUAAAUGACAACUAAACAUGGGAUGACUGUAUUAUGGAAGAGCAAAUCACGAGUGAAUGUGAGAAUUUAUUUGAUCCGCUGCAGUCUGCAACAAAUGGGGAUAUACGGCGUGUCCACAUAGCAAAUAAUGAUGAAGCCACUGCUAAAUUGCCAUCAAGUACUGGUCCACAUAAAAACGAGGCAAAGCUGUCACUGUCAGAAUAUCAUACUGCCAGGUCAUUGAGUUCAUCAGGGGAGGAAAGUCCGCUCACAUCAAGUCAGGAAAAGACAACUCCUAAUAAUGCUGGAAAAGAGACUAAGAUAAGAGAAACGGAAACAUUCCCCACUACCAGUACCCCAAUAAGGCAGAACACAGAUUUGGAUACUGACUCUAGGGCUGUGGGAGUUUCGCCUGUGACUCGUAGGGGAACAGGAAGUACAAACACUACAUGUAGCACUGACUCUGGUGACCGUGCAGAGCGGAGGAAGAAAAGGGUCAGUUUUGUAGACCCACUUGAAGUUAGAGUGCCUCUAGUUGGAUAUGAAGUAAUGGAACAGAGAGCCAAAUUUACUGUGUUCAAACUUCAUGUACAUAAAGGUAACAAUGACAACUGGUUUGUGUUCCGACGUUACACUGAUUUUGUACAACUACAACAAAAGGUGAAAAAGCUAUUUCCAAUGUUCAGACUUCCAUUACCUCCAAAACGAUGGUUCAGAAACAACUUUGAAAAAGAGUUUGUAGAAGACAGAAUGCUUGGUCUUCAAGCCUUUGUAGACAGUAUCCUCUGUCAUUCAGGCCUAUGCAAUUGUAUUCCAGUUCAGGAGUUUUUCUGCUUCAGGGACCCUCCAGGACCACAUGACAGUGUGGAAGAAAGCAGGGCUUACUGUGAUGAACUGGAAGACGCUGUUUAUAGUCUCAAAAAAGAAAUACACGCCAAAGAUGUUGAGAUGGAAUUAUUGCGAGAAGAAUUGAGUCUGUUUAAAUCCCAGGUAGAAAUGCUCUCUAGAGCUCUCAGGGAAGCAAAUGCAAAUGGUGCUACAGUUGGAGUAACAGAGCCGUCCCCUGCACAGUCAUUGGCUGAAUGUGAUUUUAUGGCUCCAGAAGCUGACCAAUCAACACCUAUGUCUCUCAAAGAUGAGAUUAGCCAGUCAGAAGCAAUAAGCCAAAAACAAAAUGGCCGAUCAGAACUAGAUUCUGAAACUGAAGUAAAUACUAAAGGGAAAGGAAAUAUUUUCAAAAAGAAGGAAAAUGUGGCAAAAAGAUCUGGCAAUUUUAGGCUUCAUCUAAAUUAACCACUUGCCUUGUUUAGCUUUUGCUGAUAUUUAUUUUAUAUUUAGCUUUGCCUUAAUUUACAAUGUGAUAUUUAUAUGCCCCUGUUGAAGAAGAGCGGGUACAUAGUUUUGCUCAUGUUUGUCAUUCUGUUAGUUUGUUAGAUCAUUUGAGCCGUGCCAUAGGAAAACCAACAUAGUGGGUUUGCGACCAGCAUGGAUCCAGACCAGCCUGCGCAUCCGCACAGUCUGGUCAGGAUCCAUGCUGUUCGCUAACAGUUUCUCCAAAUCCAGUAGGCUUUAAAAGCGAACAGCAUGGAGCCUGACCAGACUGCGCGGAUGCGCAGGCUGGUCUGGAUCCAUGCUGGUCGCAAACCCACUAUGUUGGUUUUCCCAUGGCACGGCUCAUUUGGUUUCUGACCAAUAACUAGAGAUUGCUUGGACCUGCAGUCUUUGGACUUGAUAAGAUUGUUGCAUGUGGUCAGUAGAUGACAGUUUUACUUUGAGAGACAUUUUGUUCAAAAGCCAGUAUUUAAAUUCGCCCUAUUCUUUUCCAUUGAAAUUAUGGUAUUCAUUUUGUAUGAACAGCAAAACAAAAGGCACGAGAGCAAUGUUAACACUGCGUAGAGAUAAUGGGCCGCUGUUUUUGACAUCCUGCAUAUAGUCAAGGAGAGUGUUCUUUGGAUGACGUUGCAGUUGUUCCAUCUGGUGAAAAGAAUGGCCAGGAAGCUGAAUGGAAUGUUAAAUGCAACAACAUGUUUGAAAUUUAUAAUAUUAUCUUGUUUACAAAUGGAAAGGAAAUAUAAUGUAAAUAUAAGAAAUGAAACUUUUUUUUUCAUUGUUCAUGUGAAAUGAACGACAGAAUAGGAUCAGCAAAUUAAACAUGUUGAUCCUUUUCUGUCGUUAAUUUUGCAUAAACAUAAAAUAAAAUUCAUUUCUUAAAUGUCACACUGAUUUUUUAACAUGAAAAAAGUUUCUUUUCAGUAACUAAACUUUUGACUGCACAUUCCUCAAAUUUCAUGGAAUGAUUGCUUUUCCCGAAUUGAUUUUUUUGGUUAAUACAUCAAAGUUCAUAGUGACCUUUAGUCUGGCAGCAAUUUCAGAUCAAUAACAUCAGAAUGCUCCAGACUGUGGCCUUCUUGUGAUGAUUACAUAUGAUUGGUUGUUUACCCACCAAUUGUUUUGAUUGCAUAAAGGUUAAGGUCACAGUAUACCCAAGAUUAGAUACCAGAUACCUAUUAAAAAUAGCCCUUGUUUUACCAGUGUAAUGUAAAGUGUAGCUGCUGUUUGAAUAUUUGGUAAGCAUUUUGUUUAAUAUAUUUUAGGUGAGUAGAAAGCAUAAAAUUUGAAGUAAUUUCAAUGGUUGUGAUACAAAACUUAUUGUAACUGUUAUGAUGAAACAAUUUUAAAAAGAAUUACAGAUCAUUAAUUCUGUAUAUUGGAUACAUAAUUUAUUGGCUUUCAGAGAUCAUCUGUAAUAUUUAAUUUAUUGAUGACUGGUAUUAAUUAUACUGAACAAACAGUUAUUUUAAUGAGGCUAAAAGUUCCCGAUAUGAAAUGGAACUGGUUCACUUGGUAGAAUACCAAAUCAUUAAUAUUCAUGGGGGAUUAAUUUUUUUUGAUAUCAGUGUUUUAAAAAUCUAUCCUCGAAAUUAAAUUCCAACUAACAAGUAAAAUUCCCAUUCAUUUACAUAAGUUAAAAUCCAUGAAAUUAUAUCCCCAUGAAUCCGCCUUUUCGGCCAAAAUUAUGAAAAUUUGUAUUCACAAAAAUAUUUAUUUUCACAGUAUUAAUGAUAUACGGCAAACUUGUUAAAACAUAGGGCUAUUUAUAACAGUAAUAAAAAUGAAAAUUAAUUUUCUCAUGCUAGUCUUGUAAAUCCAUAUUAAAAUACAAUAUCCUCAAACUGACAGCUUUUAUGUUUAUGUAUUUUUUGUUUAUAUACGUGAGAGGAGGCUGAUUUCUGUAGUCCCUUUUUAUUGACACAAAUCAAUAUUUUAGUUAUAUAACUGUUUUUUAUGUUUGCAUCUUGAUUAUUUAUUCAAAAGUUUUGGCAAAGCAGAAGUCAUAGCUUUUGUGAAAUAUGGGGUAAAUGUGUCAGAUAAAUAUUACAAGGAGUUUUGGUGCAUUUGUAUAUUUUAUUAUGCCCCCCUUUGAAGAAGGAAGGGUAUAUUGUUUUGCAGAUGUCAGUCGAUCAGUAUGUCGGUCGGUCAGUAUGUAGACCAAUCAGUUUCCGUAUGAUAAUUCAAAAACCCUUGGGCCUAGGAUCAUGAAAGUUGAUAUUAAAGGAGGUUGGCCAUGACCAGCAGAUGAACCCCGUUUGAUUUUGAGACUAGUAGGUCAAAGGUGAUGAUCACAGUGACCUUGAACAGUUAAACCAUUUCCAGACAAUAACUUGAGAAUGCUUGUGCCUAGGAUCACGAAACUUAAAAGGAAGGUUGAGAUCAUGAACAGCAGAUAACCCCUAUUGAUUUUGAGGUCAGUAGGUCAGCGGUCAAGGUCACAGUGACCUGGAACAGUUAAACAGUUUCCAGACAAUAACUUGAUUGCUUGGGCCUAGAAUUGAAACUUAAUAGGGAGGUUGGUCAUGAACAGCAGAUGACCCCUAUUGAUUUUUAGAUCAGGAGGUCAAAGGUCAAGGUCACAGUGACCCAGAACAGUAGAACAUUUUUAGAAUGCUUGGGCCUAGGAUCAAGAAACUUAAUAGGGAUGUUGAUCAUGAACAGCAGAUAACCCGGGUAGAUUUUGAGAUCAGGAGGUCAAAGGUCAAGGUCAUAGUGAUACAAAACAUUUAAACUGUUUCCGGACGCUAACUUGAGAAUGCUUGGGCUUAGGAUCAUGAAUUUUAAGGUCAGUAGGUCAAAGGUCAAGGUCACAUUGACCCAGAACAGUAGAACGUUUUUUCCAAAUAACUAGAGAUUGCUCAUUUGAUACGGAGGUCACUUAUGACUGGUAAAUAAUCCAUAAUUAUUGAUUUGAGGUCAGUAGGUCAAACAUCCAUGUGCACAGUGACCAAAUUAUUUGUUUCUUGUGCAGUUGGUGAAUGCAUCAAGGUUGGCAUUUCGUGUUCUGCGAGCUCUUGUUGUCUUGUAAAUACCUACUUGCCAGCUACUGGGCCCUUAUUCAUCAAAGUUUUAUGUCUAAAAUUUAGACUUACACUUAAAACCUCUAAAAAUUCAAGUUGCCGUAACUUCCUUUGUAAUAAAUCUAUAUUGCAGAAACUCUGCUCAGCAUUUGAUUGUAGUACAUGCCUUACCCAAACCAAAUUUCAUUAAAUUCUGUACGAGAUUUGCAAAUAUAUGGCAAAAAAGUAAUUUUGUCAUUUAAAAGUCUUAAGUCUGUUUCAGGCUUAAAACAUUGAUGAAUACAGGCUCUGAUCUAACAUGACAUGCUAAAGAAAGUUUAUUUACUUAAAAAAAAAUGAUAUUAUUAGCUCACCUGAGCACAGUGUCCAUCGUCCGUCCGUCUGUCGUCAACAAUUUGACUGUUAACACUCUAGAGGUCACAUUUUUGGCCCAAUCUUAAUGAAACUUGGUCAGAAUGUUACCCUCAAUAAAAUCUUGGACGAGUUCGAUAUUGGGUCAUCUGGGGUCAAAAACUAGGUCACCAGGUCAAAUCAAAGGAGAAGCUUGUUAACACUCUAGAGGUCACAAUUUUGGCCAGUCUUAAUGAAACUUGGUCAGAAUGUUACCUUCUAUAAAAUCUUGGACGAAUUUGAUAUUGGGUCAUCUGGGGUCAAAAACUAGGUCACCAAGCCAAAUCAAAGGAAAACCUUGUAUACAUUCUAGAGGUCACAUUUUUGGCCCAAUCUUAAUGAAACUUGGUCAGAAUGUUACCCGUAAUAAAAUCUUGAACAAAUUUGUUAUUGGGUCAUCUGGGGUCAAAAACUAGGUCACCAGGUCAAAUCAAAGGAAAAACUUUUUAACACUCUAGAGGUCACAAUUUCGGUCAAUCUUAAUGAAACUUGAUCAGAGUGUUAUCCUCAAUAAAGUCUUGGACGAGUUCGAUAUUGGGUCAUCUGGGGUCAAAAACUAGGUCACCAGGUCAAAUCAAAGGAAAAACCUGUUAACACUGCAGAGGCCGCAUUUAUGACUGUAUCUUCAUGAAACUUGGUCAGAAUGUUAAUAUUGUACCUUAAGGUCCAGUUUGAAUCUGGGUUAUGUAGGAUCAAAAACUAGGUCACCAGGUCAAAUAAAAAAAAAAGCUAGUUUACACUGUAGAGGCCACAUUUAUGACCAUAUCUUAAUGAAACUUGGUCAAAAUGUUAAUCUUGAUGAUCUAUAGCUCAGGUUCAAAUCUAGGUUAGGUGGGGACAAAAACUAGGUCACCAGGUCAAAUCAAAGGAAAAGCUUGUUAA
Mercenaria mercenaria is the source of this 5763-nucleotide messenger RNA. RefSeq names its product sorting nexin-16-like. Gene Ontology annotation, cellular component: extrinsic component of endosome membrane; late endosome; early endosome. Gene Ontology annotation, molecular function: phosphatidylinositol binding. The coding region runs from base 194 to 1432 and encodes 412 amino acids. NCBI's taxonomy places the organism in Eukaryota, Metazoa, Mollusca, Bivalvia, Venerida, Veneridae. Gene Ontology annotation, biological process: endosome to lysosome transport; early endosome to late endosome transport; protein targeting to lysosome. The record is from RefSeq and is a predicted model, not a curated record. The transcript has 8 exons.